CUGCAGCGCCGAGUCGGCUCCGUCUCUGUCAGAUGACGGUACGAGAACCUUCCGCCGGACUUCGCGAGAGCAUCCUCGUGCACUUCGAAUGACUUCAUACAUUUGAACAGUUAUGGAGUCUAAAAGGGAUAAAGACCACGAAACAGAGUGUGCAAAGAUCACAACUGGGCUUCUGAAGUCCCGAACAGGGGAAUUUGAUUUGGAAUCCAUUUUAUUUCUCAAACUGAAGAGUCUAGGAAUUUAUGAUCUUGGAUGUAUUGGGGAAUGUAUAAACCUGGAGAGACUGGACCUCUCUGGAAAUAAUAUCACAAAUAUAACACCUCUAGCAUCACUCAGACUCCUUGUUGUCCUUAACCUGUCAGCUAACAGGAUUUCUAACUUAGAACCCAUUGCUAGCUGUGAAAGCUUACAGAGUCUCAACGUAGCUGGCAAUCUUGUAUCCAGCACUGAUGGCCUCCAUGCUCUGAAGACUUUAAGAAAAUUAGAGAGUAUUAGACUGAAAGACAACACGUACAAUUAUACAAAUCCAGUUUGCAAGAACGCCUCAUACAGAAACAUCAUCCUUGAAAUGUUCCCAAGCAUUAAAGUAUUAGAUGGGGAAAGGGUAGUUGGACGCGGAAGUGAUCUUUACCAACUAUGCAAAGACAUUGACGACACAAUAAAAGCAGGCAUGUAUAAAAAUGGUCAACUGCCAGAAAUGCCUGACUGUAAGCCAUGGGUAGAAGAUGGUUUCUGGGAGAUAAAAAGAUCAAAUAAUGCCAUUGUUGAUGAAGCCUACAAACAGUUUAAUGAUGUUCUUCAUGAAUGCAGGCUGCUGAACAGCAGAGCAGCUCAUGCAAUCACACAAACGGAGAGGACCGUUGGCCUCAAGAACCAACCAAAGCAGUAUGCUGUUUGAAAUCAGCAACCCAGCUGCAAUGAAUAUGUUAUUAUGGUUUUCUGUUUUAUUAUUAUUAUUAUUAUUAUUAUUAUUAUUAAUGCAAUUGCUACAACACAGCUCUUUCUCUGUGUGUGUGUGAAUGUGUGUGUGUGUGUGUGUUUUAAGAUCCAUAUGCUUGAUACAUCACCAGUGCCAGAACUCCUGAAUAUUCAAUGUUGCCUGUAGUGUGAGGGUUCAGCAACUUUAACUACACCUCUGUCCUUUCUGACUAUCCACGCUAGAAAGGACCCCUACAUGUAGAAACUUGUCUUCAUUCUGACUGUCGUCUCAGGAUGUUCAAAAUGAGUCCUCUUCGGACUUCUAACACUAAACUAUACAAACUGUUAUUGCUUUAAACUAUGCUGCUAUUUGGACAAAAAGUGUGUUUGUGAAGUACUUUGAAUGCUUUUUCUUUAUUGACCAUUGUUGAAGCUUCCCCAUGUUGCACUUUUGAUUGCAGGGUUUUGGGAGAUGUUUUGGACUUUAUAUCAUAUGCUUUAUAUGAAUGCGUAUUGUUUUUGUAACCUCAGUGUAUUUUUGCAUUGUGCUAUGCUUCAAUUGUAUAGAUUUUUAUCACCCCUGACGCUGAAUUGCCCCAUGCUUUGUAAACAUGCAUUAAAAUGGAUAAAGCACAGUCUUAAUAGUAAA
Pygocentrus nattereri (red-bellied piranha) is the source of this 1567-nucleotide messenger RNA. RefSeq names its product leucine rich repeat containing 61 (gene lrrc61). Gene Ontology annotation, biological process: outer dynein arm assembly. Bases 113 to 898 code for a protein of 261 amino acids. The transcript is spliced from 9 exons. The record is from RefSeq and is a predicted model, not a curated record. Gene Ontology annotation, molecular function: protein binding. Gene Ontology annotation, cellular component: cytoplasm. Lineage: Eukaryota; Metazoa; Chordata; Actinopteri; Characiformes; Serrasalmidae.